AAUUGCCAAAUCGCCGCUCAUCGCUCCCUCUCUCUUGAGUUCUCUUUUUAGCCAGCGAAACGAACGGGAACGGAGUCGCAAGCGGCGUUUCACUUCCAGUAUAAACUUGGCAUUUGCUGACGACGCUGACUGUUUGGAUUUUCUACAGAGAGUCUCGAGUUGUUACAGGCGUGACGUAACCAUGUGGCACGCCCACUACGCCUGGCUUUUAAGCCUGAUAUUCUGCGUUCUGUGCCUGAUGAGCCUUAAGGUGGCAACGGUAUCGGGGAUAGAGUGCUAUGUCUGCGACACAAGCGAUACGGAGCAUCCCUUUCAGUGCGGCGAAUGGUUCGAGCGGUACGACGAGCCCGACAUCCAGCCCCAAAAUUGUUCCAGUGUCCAUGGCGCCCAGUUCUGUGUGAAGCACGUGGGCCGUUUCGAGGGCGGAAUCGGAGCAAAGCGAUUUUGCAGUUCGAAGGACAUGGGAAACUAUUGUGACUAUGUGAGAAAUAAGGGAGAUCGGAUGGAUUAUCGCAGCUGCAUUUACACUUGUGAUACGGACGGUUGCAAUGCCGCUGGAAGGCUUAGCUUGGAAUGGGGCGUGGCAGCGGCACUACUCACUCUCACUUGGGUCAUACGGCGCUAGCAAACAGAGAGAGAACGAGAACGAGAUACAAGCCGCAUCACUACUUUAUUAUUUUUUUUAUUAAUUGUAAGUUGUAACAAAGUAACUGACACAUUUAUCAAUCUCAAAAAAACAAAACAAAACCAAAAAUAUAUAAACAAAAACCAAGAAAA
This is a messenger RNA of Drosophila ficusphila, 777 nucleotides long. It is a transcript of the gene bou, whose product is annotated as U-scoloptoxin(05)-Sm1a. Gene Ontology annotation, biological process: sleep; regulation of synaptic transmission, cholinergic; positive regulation of voltage-gated potassium channel activity. Lineage: Eukaryota; Metazoa; Arthropoda; Insecta; Diptera; Drosophilidae. The record is from RefSeq and is a predicted model, not a curated record.